Messenger RNA from Rotaria sp. Silwood1, 417 nucleotides. Lineage: Eukaryota; Metazoa; Rotifera; Eurotatoria; Philodinida; Philodinidae. The record is from the annotation of a GenBank genome assembly.
AUGUCAAACAUGAAUCAAGGAGGUGGUGUUCUUCGCGACUCCUAUGGGUCAUAUACAUCAUCGCCUCCAUUGCCCCCAGUUCCCCCAUUUCCAUGUGUUCUCGAUAGUUUAUGCACUGUUGACAAUCGUAUAUGCCACCGACAUAAAUCUGUGUUAUUUGUAAAAAACAAUGCAACUGGUGAAACGUUCGAAAUUCCCUUUGGUAACUGGGAAAAUUGGUUAUGGUAUAAACAGCGUAUUAGUGAUCGUACAGGAAUUCCAGUGGACGAAAUUCGACUAGUAUAUGCUGGAGCCCAAAGAGACGAUUUAACCAGACAUAGUGGAUUGCAAAUUCAAAGCACUAUACAUAUGCUUCAACGUAGACCUGUGCACCAUGCCGCUGAUCACGACACAGCUGCCUCUGAUAAAAAGACUUAA